Messenger RNA from Cladocopium goreaui, 1980 nucleotides. The record is from the annotation of a GenBank genome assembly. Lineage: Eukaryota; Dinophyceae; Suessiales; Symbiodiniaceae.
AUGAAUGUCGUGGGAUUCGCAAAUCUUUUGACUGAGUCAUUCCAGGAUUUUCAAGGCGAUGACUACGAGCUUGUUGGCCACAACUGCUGCAGCUUCGCACGGGCAAUGGUCAAGAAGUUAGGAGUUCGUUCUAUGCCCCGCUGGGUGGACCGAUUAGCAAGAGGAUUGAACUUAGGAGCCUUCAUUGGAGCCAAGGCCACCAAAAUGGCGGCACACCCUGUGAAGAAGGCUGCAGCUUUGGGCGGCCGUGUGCUGCGAAUGGGGCGAGGGGACUCUGAAUCAGAGGAUUCUGACGAAGAUGACGGCCUUUGCCCGACUGGUGUUGAGAUAGCUGAAAAAGCCAAAGACAUUCCAGGGCAGAUUCGAUGUGGGACAGGUGCGCAGCCAGUUGCGCAGCGAGCGCAGCCAGUGGCGCAGCCAGUGGCGCAGGUGAUGCCAAGACAUGCUCCGCAUGUACAGCCAGCGAUGCCGGCGCUACCUACGUCCAUGCCAGGCUUCGGGUGGCAAGCUCAAGCUGGACAGCAAGUUGCGAUGGCCCAGGUGCCAAAUGUAGCCCUGCCCAGGCCUGAUCAAGUUGCAGCUGCAGGGUAUCCGAUGCCGGCUCCGGUCUAUGUGGCUCCUCAAACGUAUCCAGCACAGGCUGACGACCAACGGAGACUCGGACAAGAUCGGAACUCGCUGCCUGUAGGAUGUCUUUUUCCAUAUCUGGAGAAGGCAUCGAAUUUGGACCCAGAAAUUAUGCACACUGUACCAAAAUUUGAAGCAUUCAAAAGCCAAAGGAGAGUGUUCAUUGAGAUGGUGCACCUGAAGGAACACAUUUGGCUCUGCCAGGUGAUCCGACACAUCAAUGAUGACAUGAUGAUACUGCAUCAUGACAGCAAUGCUUUCAAGAUCUUUCAAGCCUCGUUGACCUCGAGCUUCAAUAAGGUUGUGGCGAGAUCUGGUGAGCAGCUGCGCAGCAGCCUGCCUAUUUCCACCAAGAGGGAAGUCGACGAAGUCGAUUGGGAAGAGAAAGACGUGUUAGGGCAGCUUUCUUUUGACCAGCUGCUGAAGGAGAUCCGAAUGGCGCUGCCAAGUGAGGCAAAAGCAGCGCCUGCACUGGAACUCCUGGACGAAGAUGACAAACCGAUGUCUUCGGAUGAACUGACCACUUCGUUUGUCCUAGUUCAUGUAUACGAACUAGAAUCAACUUUCGUCAGGGCCAACAGAGUGCUAUCGAUAGCCGGCAGUGGCGCAUACUUCGCUGGUGUCGAGAUCUUCGGUUGGGAGUGGUCCUAUGGAGAGCAUGGCGUUAAGAAGACAAUCCCACGCGUGCAGACGCGACACAUCUACAAGUACAGCGUCUUCUUGGGGCAUUCAGAAAUGAAUGUCGCGGGAUUCGCAAAUCUUUUGACUGAGUCAUUCCAGGAUUUUCAAGGCGAUGACUACGAGCUUGUUGGCCACAACUGCUGCAGCUUCGCACGGGCAAUGGUCGAGAAGUUAGGCGUUCGUUCUAUGCCCCGCUGGGUGGACCGAUUAGCCCGUUGCGCAGCGAGCGCAGCCAGUGGCGCCAAGACAUGCGCAUGUGCCUGGAGCGAUGCGGGCGCUACCUACGUCCAUGUCCCGGGCCAGGCUUUGGGUGGCAUGCUCGAGCUGGACAGCAAGUUGCGAUGGCCCAGGCCUGAUCAAGUUGCAGCUGCAGGCCAGACAAAUGCACGGCGAUUCAAAUGGCAGCACAACUUCAAAACGACUUUAGAUGACUUGCGGCUCAUUGGAGCACAGCAUUUUCAGCGGCAAGAGCAACGCCUGCAAUCUGGCCUACAGCAAGAUCCGGGUAUUCCAACAUGGUUUGACUUUCAGAACCGUGCCAUGGGGCAACUAACAACAGCCUCAGGCACACCGUGUGAACCGCGGCUGUCGCAUCGUCACCGCUCACAGACCAAAGGAAGAGCUCCACUGUGGCUAAGCUCACCGCCAGGGGUGAAGGGAAAGCAUCGUUGA